Molecule: messenger RNA, 1884 nt
Organism: Thamnophis elegans (Western terrestrial garter snake)
Lineage: Eukaryota; Metazoa; Chordata; Lepidosauria; Squamata; Natricidae
Gene: PPP1R35
Product: protein phosphatase 1 regulatory subunit 35
Exons: 4
Coding region: 134-859 (241 amino acids)
Biological process (GO): negative regulation of phosphatase activity
Molecular function (GO): phosphatase binding
Source: RefSeq, a predicted model, not a curated record
GGCGGAGGGGGGAGCCUGGAAACCGCCCGCCCGGGGAAAGCGCCGCUUUGCAAGGCGCUUUGCAAGGUUUUUGCAAAGCUUUGCAGGACUACAGUGCCCCUCAUCCGCGGCCGGCGCAAGGAUCCCCGCAGCUAUGGCCGGGGCGCUUCCCGCGGGGCCCCGAGAGAGCCUCCCUUGCGCGGCGGCGCCCACCCCGCGGCCGCCCCCCUCGCCUUGCUGCAGGCCGGACCCCGCCGUGGCGCUCAGCCCGGAGCCGAGCGGCGGCGGCGGCGGCAUCGGCAUCCUGCGGCGGGGAGAGCAGGAGAAGCCGGGCCCCAGACACGUCCACUUUCGGAUUGCAGAGCCGGCGGCGGAGGAGAAGGAGCCCCGGGGAGCCCCCGCCAGGAGCCGCUCCCCUCCGGCCCCCCACCAGCUGGGGGCUCCGCUGCCCCACAGCAGCCUGGCCCUGGGGGCGGAGGUUCGCGCCACCCGGCAGCAGGCCUUCGACGCCCGGCAGGCGGCCGAGCAACUGGUGCAGCGCUCCUUCGUGGCUCGCUGCGCCGCCGAAGCUCGCGUGGGCGAGGGGCUGAACAUCCCGCGGGAGCAGCAGCUCUACCGGGGCCUCAUCAGCCUGCAGGUGCCGGCUGAGGAAGUGCUCAGCUCCGCCAGGCGCCCCCUCCUGCAGUACCAGCCGGGGGAGAGGAAGGAAGCGGCCGGCGAAGGGCCCGACUUGAUGACCUUUUAUAGGCCCCGGGAGCUGUUCACCGAGACCCCCUUCCUGGAGGUGGGGGGGCUGCCCCCCAUGAAGCUCCAGGCCCAGAGGCGCCACCCGGCCACCACCUUCCUCAUGUACCGGAAGCUCCAGCAGUGGGCCAGCUGAGAGAGGGGGGGGCGCUGGGCAGGACAAACACCCCCCCCCCCCCCACGUGGCUCUUUACACACAAACACACAACUACAAACACACACACACCCUGUGACCUCCUGUACAUAAACUGUAACUGCCAGCGAAUUGUGUGGUUCUUCGCUUCGCUCCUGGAAGGAUGGACACCCAAGUAGUGCGAGGGGGCCCUGGACUUACGACCGCGGUUCCCGUUGCUAAGCCAGGCAGUUGAGCCAAUUUUGCCCCGCUUUACGACCUUUCGUGCCACAGUUGCUAAGGGAGUCGCUGCAAUCAGGCGGCCCGUUCAGUGAAUCUGGAUUUUGUCAUGGAGUUUGCUUGUUGGGUGGUUCCCAAGUGGAUCAUGUGACUCCGCUCCCUCCCAACCGUCAUAACUAGGAGUCAAGAGGCCAAGCGUCUCAACUUUGAAUAAGGGACGCUGCAAGUGUGAAAAAGCGGCGGUGAGUCCCUUUUUUUUUCCUGUGGCCAUUGUAACUUUUGAACAGUCACUAAAUGAACCGUCGUAAGUGGAGCACUCUUCAGGCAGAGCUUGGCUUCGGUGCCAGCCGUGCCCCCCCGCCCCCUCCCUCGCCACCCCUCCCUCCAGAGACUGGCACAGCAGCAGCUAAUAAUCUGUAGGUUUUAUUUUUUAUAUAUAUAACCAACUUUUUUUAAAAGAUAAAACUCCGUUCAAACAAGAUCACUUUAGUACUACGGGGGUCUUUCUUUCUUUUUUUUGGGGGGGGGGUCUUUUGGGCCCUCUGAAAGGGCUGAGGGAGGGAGGGGGGGCUGCAGCUGGUUAUCUCCUCCCUCCUCCCAGGGCCCAAAAAAAAAAUUGGGGGAGGGGGGCAGAGGACCUUGUGGGGGCCCCCAGCCGCCUUCUCCAGAGGGGAGGCCUCUUGCCCCCCCAGCCCAAGGAAGCCCACCCUGUUCCAGGCAAGAGAUUAUGGGUUAUGUGGCGAGGCACAAAGCUUCCAUUUUGGAGGGGGGGGGGAGAAAGACACCCCUUUGUCCUCCCAGGCUUUGAA